AUGAAGACCUUGUUUGCAUUGAAUCUUGCUCUUGUCGCCAUUGUUGUAAACGGUGCUGGCGAUCAGCACCACGAUCAUGACCAUGCUGGACACAAAUGUGCUUGCGAAGCUAUCGAGUUUGACUACGUCAUUGACUGUUCUGACAUUGUUGCCAUGACCGAAGCCUUGGGUCGUCUUCAAAGUGGAGGAUGUGCUUUGGACUGUACUAGUGGAACCUGUGAUCGGGAUUGGUUGAUUGUCCAAACUCACCAUGAUCACUGUCCGGAAGCGAACAUUCCAUUGACCAUUGAAACCGAUUUCCAUGACUAUGAUCAAGUCUGCAGCAGUUGUGACAUUGUCCGCCAAGAAAUCCCAGGUGCUCCUCAGUGCCCACUUGUCAAUUGUACGGAUGGGAGUGGAACUGCUGCCUAUCAACGCUUGUUGGCGAACGGCUGUAACAUCGAUUGUGCUCAGUCAUCCACCACUUGCAGGGACGAUUGGUUGACACUUCGUGUGAUCCACGACACCUGUGAUCAUUCUGCCUUGACUCAAGCUGCCGAAGAAGGUAUGCAUGCACUGGAAGAACCUUGUGCUGCGUAUCAGUGCAACCCUUCUUUGGAUGUUAUCGCCAAUACUUUGGAGUGUACGGAAGACCUGAUGACGGACAGCGACACCAACAAUGCCCAUGAUGAUCAUGAUGAUCAUGACCACGAUAAUCAUCAUGGUGGUGAGACUUCAGUUGGAGGUGCUGAUGACAGCGGUUCUUUCAAAGUUGCCGCUGGCUCUAUUAUCGCCAUGGCUAUCGCCAUUACCACUAUUUUGUAA
Cylindrotheca closterium is the source of this 804-nucleotide messenger RNA. The record is from the annotation of a GenBank genome assembly. Lineage: Eukaryota; Bacillariophyta; Bacillariophyceae; Bacillariales; Bacillariaceae.